Molecule: messenger RNA, 4947 nt
Organism: Morone saxatilis (striped sea-bass)
Lineage: Eukaryota; Metazoa; Chordata; Actinopteri; Moronidae
Product: adhesion G protein-coupled receptor F5-like
Exons: 28
Coding region: 1-4377 (1458 amino acids)
Biological process (GO): G protein-coupled receptor signaling pathway; cell surface receptor signaling pathway
Cellular component (GO): membrane
Molecular function (GO): G protein-coupled receptor activity
Source: RefSeq, a predicted model, not a curated record
AUGAAGGAGAAGGACGAGGUCAACAGUCUAAACAAAUACAGUCACAAUUUCUUUGGGGUCUAUUGUACCUGCAGCCGGCCUUACCCAGACCCAGACGACCAGGUGGAGGAUGAGAUGAUUCAGUGUGUGGUGUGUGAGGACUGGUUGCACGGCAGGGUACACUAUGAUGAAGCACACUUUCUACCUCACACCAGGGAGAAAAGGAGUGUGCUUACAGACAAAUGGAAUUACAUCCUUGAUGUUGUAGUGAAUACCUCUAGUGCACAAACAUUCGAGCAGAUUCGGUUUGCUUUGAAUGCAACUAGUCUUCCUAUACAACUUGAUAACAAUACAGAGAUCACUGAUGUUGUCGUCACAACAGUGUGUUCACCAACUGGCUCUGGCUUCCAGUGUAGAUGUGAGGAACAAUUUGCUUGGCCGUACAGCAGCUGUGUCUUGUACAGAGCCUGUGAUUCCAUAUCCAGUGGCAUCUGUAAAUGCAUCAAUGCCAUUCCAGCUAACGGCCAGUCCUGCCAGCCAAUAUCAGAGCUGCUAUCUGAGGUUGAGUACACAGUGGAUGUGGAACUGAAUGUUACAGAUGUCGAGACAAUUAACUAUCUUAGGAACAUCUUGAGCAACGGCAGCUAUUCCCUGGCCUUGGGUCCCAUUGUGAAUGUAACAGACAUUGACAUUACCACAGUGUGUUACCCAAAUGACACCAACUUCCAGUGCAGAUGUGAGGAUCAGCACGUUUGGUCAUAUAGAAACUGUAUUACAUACGGAGCCUGUGAUGAGAUCGCUGAUAACACGUGUAGGUGUAUCAAUGGUAUUCCAUCUGAUGGGCAGUACUGCCAGCCAAAAGAAGUACCUUCAGUUGUCUAUGAAUAUGAGAUUUUCAUUGAGGUGAACACUACAGACCCAGAUCAACUGAGAAACUUUGUGGAUAUUCACACUUUCCCUGUCCAAGUCAGCUCCCAAAUAAACAUCUCAGCUGCUGAUAUCACUACAGUUUGCAGCAAAGAUGGCAAUGAGUUCCAGUGCCGCUGUGAGGAUGACUACCUUUGGCCUUGUGACAAAUGUGCCACCCAUGGAAAAUGUGAUGGUGAUGCAAACAACUCCUGUGCGUGCAUUAAAGCUAUUCCCACAGAUGGACAGUAUUGUCAGUCAAUACACCAACAAAACUUUUCAGUGUGCCAAAAUUGUUCUUUUAUGCAUCUUCUCUCUGCAGCUCCUCCAGUUCUUUAUGAAUACCUGAUUUCUAUUGAGUUGAACAUCUCAGAUGUUGCAGUAAUAAAUCAACUGAGGAGCAUUCUGAGCAACAUCAGUUACCCCAUCAGCAUCAGCAACCAACUACAAAUCUCUGAUGUCAACAUUUCUACAGUUUGUUCUCCGAGCAGUGGUAGUUUCCAGUGCAGAUGUGAGGAUCAGUAUCGUUGGCCAUUGCUAAUGGCAGGGAAGGAAUACCCAUCACAGCUGGCAUGUUAUCCACCAACAACAACAACAACAACACGAACAACAACACCACCAACAACUAGUUUUGAUGUGCAAAUGUCAGUAAGAUUGGACAAGGACUACACAGACGCAUUAAGUAAUUCAGGAAGUGACACAUACAAGAAUCUCAAAUCAAGCAUUGAAACAGUGGUGGAGGAACAAUAUAAGGGAAUCACAGGGUUUCUCAAUGUUUUUGUGAAUGCAUUCAGAGAAGGAAGUGUAAUUACAGACUUUGUUGUUCAGACAACACAAGUUAAAACGGAUGAAUUUGCCAAAGCAAAUCAAGCCCUCCCUGAAGCAAUGAAGCCUAUUGCCCCUGUUUUGGGCUCAGUUACAGCACUUUACAACAGUCCAACUCCAAUCAGCCCUCCUCCUGACAUCCUUUAUACUGGUAACACUAUGACGCUGACGUGUGGCCCUCCUGAGGGCCUUGCUAUAGGAACAAUUUCUCGAUCUGGCUGGAAAUUUAAUGGACGGGAAAUAAAAAAUAACACAAGGAUUAAAAUGACUAUUUCUGGCAAACAAUCUUUGCUUACAAUUCAGAAUGUCGUCCUUGCUGAUAUUGGAAACUAUGAAUGUACUCUGGAGGGCCAAGUAAUUACAUUCUCCCAAAAAGGAAGAGUACUGGAAGCUAAAAUCCAACCAGCUCCCAUUGUGCAACUACAGAGUAAAGUGAAUGUUAACUGCCAAGAGGUCAAGCAACAACCCCUUGAUUGCUGCGUGCAGUCACUCUAUAAAGUGAAGUGGUAUCAAGGCCCAACUGUUUUAGAAAUAGAAACUAUUUCCGAAUCAGGAAUCUACUGCAUCAAGCAUAAAUACCCGAUAAGCUGUGACGGAUUAACUCCAAUUAGUUUUGAAUGUAAGGUAGAUCAACCAACUGGUUAUAAGAUGACGACAGCAAUGAACAUUUUCAGAGACAAUAUUGACUGUAGAGAUAGCCAGUAUGGGGUUGGACAACAAGAUGACACUUCCACCAUUGGUUGUGGUAAAGGUCAAGAGGGGAGCAAGACUGCAGUCUGUCAGGAAAAAAAAUGGAAACUUAUAGAGGACACCUGCAUCUUAUCACAAAUCAAGGAAUUACUCAUUGUGUCACAGGAUUUGGAAAAGGAGCAAGUGCCAGCAUUUGUGGGGAAUCUGAGUAAAACUGUUGUGGGAGAAAAAACUCAAGUCUCAGGUUCAUCUGCAACUAUAUCAGCUAUUGUUGGGAUCCUAAACACCAUUGCAAAUGUGUCCACUACCAUUGAUAAACCUGUCAUGGAGGAUGUACUUCAAACAGUUGAUGUCAUCAUUGGCGAUGAUGCAAGAGAGUCCUGGGCAACUCUGAAUGCAAACGAAACCCGCAAUGCAAGCUCAGAAUUACUGGGUUCACUGGAGACUCUCUCUAAUGGGUUAGUGGGGGAGUUUGUCAUUGAAACUGAACGGAUCCUGCUCAACAGAACCAGGUUUAACAAUUCCUUCAUGGCAAAUCUGAACUCCAGCAUCAUUUUAGACAUUCCACAUACCGACAUUACCAACACCUCUAUCACCACAAUCACCUUUUCCACCCUUAACAAUGUUAUGCCAGCACGGAAUGCCAGCUUUAACGUGAGCCUCUUCGAUGCAAACAGCAAUGAAACAGUCAGUGAUAACACCAUCAAUGCUGCUGUAGUGUUAAUCCGAAUUAAUGCAACAAUUCAGAAUGUCACUCUGACCUACAACAAGCGAAAUAAGUCCCUGUCACUAAACCCUCAGUGCGUCUUCUGGAACUUUACAAUCUUUGAUAAUCGGGGCGCUUGGGAUGAUAAGGGGUGUAAAUUUGUUUCGGACGUUAACGAUAUGGUAACCUGUAACUGUAACCAUCUCACCUCCUUCUCAAUUCUGAUGGCAACGGACAUCCCUCCAGAGCUGAAAGAUGUCUUGGAUAUAAUAACUUAUGUUGGAGUUGGGAUAUCUCUGGCAAGCUUAGUUAUAUGUCUUAUUAUUGAAGGAUAUGUUUGGAAAGCCAUUACCAGAAAUAGCACUGCUUUCAUGCGUCAUGUUUCCAUCAUUAACACUGCCCUGUCUCUGUUGAUCGCUGACAUCUGUUUCAUCAUUGCUGCCUCUAUUGCCAAGAACUCCCUUGAAAAUCCAGGAGAAGACUACAAUGUUCCAGUUGGACCAUGCAGCACAGCAACAUUUUUUAUGCACUUUUUCUACCUUGCUCUGUUCUUUUGGAUGCUUGUGUCAGGCCUUCUGCUCUUUUACCGGACAGUCAUGGUCUUCUCCCACAUGUCCAAGUCAACCAUGUUGGCCAUUGGCUUUAGUUUAGGCUAUGGGGGCCCUCUGAUUAUAGCUGUAAUUACUGUUGCCGUCACAGCACCGGGAAAUGGAUACAUCAGGAAAGACUAUGCUUGUUGGCUCAACUGGAUGGAAACAAAGGCUCUGCUGGCCAUGGUGAUACCUGCCUUGACCAUAGUUUUUAUCAACAUUUUAAUUGUAAUUGUGGUCCUGUUCAAAAUGCUAAGAAGAGGUGUGGGAGACGCCGCCCAAACAGAUGAGAAGCAUACGCUGUGGGUCAUUCUAAGGUGUGUGGUCAUUUUGACUCCUUUAUUUGGACUGACCUGGUCUUUAGGAGUUGGAACCAUGGUAUCGUCAACAAAUAAAGGACUCCACAUUGCCUUUGCAUUCUUCAAUUCACUACAGGGUUUCUUCAUUUUAGUGUUUGGGACACUAUUCGAUUCAAAGAUCCGUGCUCUUCUCUCAAAGAAAAUACCUGGGCCUACAUCAAGCACAGGCUCUAAUCCAACGAGAAGUACAAGUGGAGGUGUUUCCUCUUUCAGUGGACUAAAUUUGAUAAGUCGACUGCGUGGAAGAAGAUAUAUCUAUCGUGUGUCAGAAGCGACAAACUCAAGCAGCAAUGGUGCAUCGGAGUCAUUCAUGAAUAUAUAAAUCAACACAAUAAUAUGUACACAUAAAAUUGAUUUCAUUACUGAUUCAAAAGACCAGACAGUUAUUGUAAGAUCUUUCAGUAAAUAAUCUGAACCUUUCUUUUGAAUGACAAGUUUAUUUUUACUGGGAUAAUAUUGUAAACACUGGUGCAACAACUGGGCAGUCAAUCGGUCUGUCUAUAAUGAGAAUACUUAGGAAAGCAGGAAAGUGUGACAUAUAUAAAUUGAGAUUUGGAAGCGGUGUAGCUAUGCUAAACUCUGGCUCUGCCAUCUUUGUUGUAUUUCACAUAUAAUUUCAAUAGUCUCCAUCGCCCACAGAAAGUUGUAAUAUACUGUUUUAUUGUUAUUUUAAUUGAUUAUUCAACAUCUGGCUGAGUGUUAAUGUGCAAUGUACUGGUAAAAAUUAAAUUAAGAAAUUAAAUUGGAAAAACUGGUAAUGCAAUACAACUAUAAUGUUCAUUUGCUCACAAAUGUGCUAGUUAGGAUGAACUUUGCUGUUAAAUAAUGUGGAUGGUUCAUUAAAUUGUCUGUGAACAGUAGAUAUAUUUUUUCAAAUCAUUUAUUUUUUUUA